CAAUACUUUUUUUUAAAUAAUUGAUAACUUAAAUAAUUUUUUACCCAAUGUUAGAUAAUGUAAUAAAAAGUGGAACGCUUCACGAUUUUGCGUGUCAUCCUUGCGCAGGGGCUAUGCUAAUCUUCUCUGUAUCGUUCCAAUUUUAGUUAUGUGCUGCCGAAGCAAGUACUAAUGUAAUAAAAAGAUAUGUAUUACAUAUAUGUAUUAUAUAUUACAUUUUUUAUAUAAUGUGCAGUAUACUCUUUUGUAAGAGCAUGCAUUAUUUUUUUCUCUCAUUGAUUGUAGGAAAUGCUGCGUGUGCAAACAUAAUGGUGAAUUUCACGCCCGUACAUAAUUCAAAGUGAACAAAAACGUUCCGGAUAUUUUCUAAAGGCCCACAAUACAAUAGGUCAUGAUUGCAUCCUGUAUACAAGGUGGGUGAAACGUGAAAGAGUAGAAAACGUUUAGUGUAAAACGAGACGUCGCUGAAACUUGUUAAUAAAAUAUAAUUACGAGAAACGUGUGUAUUUCUGCUAUAAUUAACGUAAUAUGUAAAUAUGGAUCUGCGUAGCAUUGGUGCUUUCAUUUUCAUUUGGUUUUGUCUCGUUCACGAAAUUAUACCUGCCAAUAGAAAUACCAGCAUAUCAAGAGGAUACCUGAUUUAUAGAACGAUUUCGACUACUCGACAAUCAUGCAACUGUUCGAUGUCUUUUUCUUGCUCUUGCUGCCAAAGUGUAAUGAUUCUAUAUACUAGAAAGCAAAAAGAUUUGUGCAUCAAUUUCACAUAUCAGAGGAAUGGACUAAACGUGGAUGUCUCGUUGAGUUCAGAAACAAUCAGCACUAGAACAGUCACGAAUUUUAAGGCAUUCCAGUUUUGCGUGUUCGUUCCCGGUUGCCUUUUUUCGACCGCAUGUGUCAACAUCUUGGAGCUCAAUCAAUUUCCUAAAUCAAUUACGGCUUGCCUUCGCCUCGACAUUUACGCCAAGAAACGACUUUGGCAGAUUAAUUACGAUUGCAUAAGCGUAUCGAUGGAGUUGCCAAUGAUAUCGACUAACGAUACAAUGAGAAUGACAGAAACAGAAGAAUCGUCUACGGCAGAAAGCGAACCAACGUCGACAACAAUGUCGACAGUGUUAGUGACAGAAAUGUCAUCGAGUGAGAUGGCGAUUGUGCAAACGUCGGAAAUGACUGAAAUGACGGAUACAAACAGGAGGCCAGAAGAAGUGGAGGAUGUCGAAACGUACGAAAUUUCCGAAGAAAUAACGCCAAUUAAAUGAUGACUAUAAUUAUGAUUAUUACAAACAGAAAUAUUGAAAAUAAUUAGCAGGGUAAACGGAAUUAAAAAUAUUUUUUUUUAA
Monomorium pharaonis (pharaoh ant) is the source of this 1337-nucleotide messenger RNA. RefSeq lists its product as uncharacterized. Bases 537 to 1256 code for a protein of 239 amino acids. The transcript is spliced from 5 exons. The record is from RefSeq and is a predicted model, not a curated record. Lineage: Eukaryota; Metazoa; Arthropoda; Insecta; Hymenoptera; Formicidae.